CUUUGAACCUUGUACGCAAACUUCAUCUUUUAGAUUUCCAUCUACCUCUCGGUUUCGCAAAGCAUAUAUGCCUUAUCCUGGCAAACUUUCGAAGUGUCACCAGAUAGAGGUGUUUCCUGAUAAGUCUUCCCCAAAUAGUCACGUGGCUUGAUUGGCCAAGACCCCACCUUCCUCCCAAGACCGAGCAUCAAAGCUUGGUUUGAAAUCGAAUCCGUCCCAUCCAGGCCCAGCACCUAUUCUCGGAAUCCGGUUCAAUAAAUCUCCGAAGCAUUCUCGACACCCCACCUUUGGACCAGCAACACUGCACGCCAUGUCAGCCAACCAAGACCCCAGUGUGCAGUCUACGAGCUCCAACUCGAAUGACAACACACCUGCGCCCUCGACUACUGCGACCAACAACUCGAACUCGACAUCAGCGACAUCAAGUUCAUCCAGCGCUGGUCAAGAUGAUGGCCUCGUUUGCCGUUGGAAUCAGUGCAACGAGCGCUUCAAUUCGGCCGAGACCCUCUACGAUCAUAUCUGCGAGCGACAUGUGGGCAGAAAGAGCACCAACAACCUGAAUCUGACCUGCCAGUGGAACUCGUGCCGCACCACAACUGUCAAGCGCGACCACAUCACGUCGCAUAUUCGCGUCCAUGUUCCGCUGAAGCCUCACAAGUGCGACUUCUGUGGCAAAUCCUUCAAGCGCCCCCAGGACUUGAAGAAGCACGUCAAGACGCAUGCCGAUGACUCUGUGCUUGUCGGGCGGUCGCCCCAGGAUCAGAAUGGCGGUAUGAAUCCGGCCUACCGAGGGCAUAGUGGAAAAGCUCCCUCUAGCUACUAUGAUCACAAUGGCCAUGUCCGUACUAACUCGGCCGCCUUCGGUCAGCCGCAGCAGAACGGGCAUGCUAGCUACUACACCCAUCAUCAGCCACAGCCACAGCCAUACCAGCCCCUGUACUACCAACAGCCAAUGGGGCCCCGAGGCGACUUCAUGGGCCACCAGGCGGCCCCCUUUGACGCCCGCAGCAAGCGCGGGUAUGAUGAUCUCAACGAGUUCUUUGGCAGCGCCAAGCGCCGUCAGGUCGAUCCAAACUCGUACACCCAGGUUGGCCGGUCUCUCUUGCCGCUACACACCUCUCUAGGCCUCCACACCGGGGGCUUGUCCACCGAGUACAUGACUGCCGCUCCUCCCGCCCUGUCUGUCGGUGGCGGGGCCUCUCACGGACCCCUGACCCAGCACUAUUAUCUGCCUCCCAUGACCAACCUGCGAACCAAGGAUGACCUCCAGCAAAUCGACCACAUUCUCGAGCAGAUGCAGGCCACGGUAUACGAGAACACUGGCUCUCCACAGAGUGCUCAUUACCCUCAUCAUGGGGUCGAUAUGCGCCACCACUCCCCUGCUUAUGCUACGCGGCCGGGUGUAGACCACUAUGCUGCUGUCUCGGGGCCCCAAGUCGCCUCUCCGCUUGUGGCGUCGACUCCCUCGACCGGCACUCCAGCCGUCACGCCGCCCUCGGGCACCAUGUCGUACACCUCUGGCCACUCGCCUAGUGCAUCAUCGGCCGGCAUGUCACCAGCUUCACGCCAUAGCACUGCCGCCUCGGUUGCGUACCCGACAUUGCCCGCCGUCACGUACCAGGGCCAGUCGACGACCUCGACUCUGGGAUCAAGCUUCAACCCGGUUGAGCGCCGCUUGUCGGGCGGUAUGCUUCAGACUUCCAAUGGCGGUCGACGAGCUGGUCGCGACAUGGACAGAGCUGCGACUCCAAAGGCAAGCGAGUCCAACUCGGUCAGCUCUCCCUCGGAUGAGUCUGAGACCAGCACCGAGGCAGAGACGUACGAUGAGUGGGUCCAGCACAUGCGCGUCAUCGAGUUCUUGCGCAAGUAUGUUCGCGACAGACUUCACCGUCAAGACUACGACGAGGCGAUGAGGGAGGGGAUGAUGGAGGGGAGGGACCACCGAGACAACAGGGACAAUCGGGACAACCGUAUUGACUCCAAGGGUUUCGCCUCGGAGAAGGGAGUCCCAGAGAGGCCUCUUUACCCUUCCCUCCCUCGCAUCAUGUGAAUGCGUCUUUCAUCACGGUUCUUGGGUCUGCGGCUGAAUGAUAAUGUCUGUUUGCCCAACUGGGUCUCAAAACGUGGAAUACUGGGUUUUGCUAAGGUCCAUCGACUUUAACUUUUCAGUUCCUUUCCGAUACCUCUAUUUCGUACAUCCUUUUCAAGUUUCGUCCUUACCUCUCCUUUUUUCCCUAAUUUAUGUUGCUCAUGCGGACGUGGGGAAAGGUGUCUCAGGAUUCGUUGGGGGAUGGCUGGUUCAUGGUUUGAUGUCCAUGGUUCAUAUGAUAAGGCGUUAUUCCGAAUACUCUGCAAACGAAACCCGUCUGUAGUUUACCUAUGUACAGACGUAUAGAAAAUGCACAAUUUCUACUCUUUGA
Phialemonium atrogriseum is the source of this 2420-nucleotide messenger RNA. Its product is annotated as putative ph-response transcription factor pacc rim101 protein. Lineage: Eukaryota; Fungi; Ascomycota; Sordariomycetes; Cephalothecales; Cephalothecaceae. The record is from RefSeq and is a predicted model, not a curated record. The coding region runs from base 311 to 2050 and encodes 579 amino acids. The transcript is spliced from 3 exons. Gene Ontology annotation, biological process: positive regulation of transcription by RNA polymerase II. Gene Ontology annotation, cellular component: nucleus.